This is a messenger RNA of Capsicum annuum, 508 nucleotides long. RefSeq lists its product as uncharacterized. The record is from RefSeq and is a predicted model, not a curated record. NCBI's taxonomy places the organism in Eukaryota, Viridiplantae, Streptophyta, Magnoliopsida, Solanales, Solanaceae.
AGUUUAUUUUUGAAGAUGCAUCAGAUGAAGAUGAGAAGCCUUGUUGCACAUCUUUAACUCGGAAAUGUUGGAGGCAUAAGUUAAAGCAAGUCGAAAUGCAAAAUUUUACAUGUAUGGAGCAACAGGAGUUGAGUAACUAUUUUUUCACAAAUCUGGGCCUAAUAACUGAUGAGGUUGUUGGGGCAAGCUGUGAAAAUGAGCCAUCAAGUGGACUUGGCAAUCUGCCAAGAAGAAGCAAAAGGGUGCGAUUACCAAAUCAGAAACUGGCUAAUUAUAUCUGCGGUGUUGCCAACAGGCGUGGGCGAGGUAGCACUGGUUUAAAUAGAAUAAUGCGAGUAGGUAGAGUAGCGGUCGGAAAAGUUGGUUAAGAUAUUUCUCUCUGUCUGUGGCUUUAUCUUCCCUUUAUUUUCUCUUUCUUCAGCAAGUAUUUUAUUACCUUGUAUUGCUAUCUUAAUCUUGUACUGGAUUCCACAAUUAUCAGAAUAUCAUCCGAUGUCACUAUUUCGUA